Drosophila miranda is the source of this 451-nucleotide messenger RNA. RefSeq lists its product as uncharacterized. The coding region runs from base 107 to 412 and encodes 101 amino acids. The record is from RefSeq and is a predicted model, not a curated record. Lineage: Eukaryota; Metazoa; Arthropoda; Insecta; Diptera; Drosophilidae. The transcript has 3 exons.
UCCGACCGUAUAUUUGAUCGAUAAGUUCACGGUAACACUGAUAAGAUUUGUGACAACGAAUCCAGCGGCCAAACUGACCAAUCAGUCAAACAAAAAACCACGGAACAUGGGCAAACACAGAACUGCGCAGCAAGAUGCCAUAUUCAUCGCAUUUAUGGAGAGACACCCAAUGAUAGCCAUAAACUACCUCAAGGGUGAUAAGCUGGUGCCGAUGCUAAUGGACAUUGCAAAGGAGCUGCAGGACAUGAAUAGACAAACUCGCUUGAACGCCCAGCGCACAGAAGCCAAUACGGACGCGCUUUUGGCUCUAGGCACACAGAUCUCAGACCUAAUGCAGCAACAGCUCAAGGAGCGCAAGCGUCUUAAUGCUGUAAUGGAGAAAUUUGUUCACAAAAUGGAAACAACCGACUAACUAGUUCCACUAUUUAUACCCGAUACUCAAAAUGAGUAU